AUGGAAGUGGAAAAGGCGAGCCACGGAAUCGCAAGCCGAUCCGUGAUGGUGUCGAGCUCCUCCGAGGCCACCCCGUUUGGGUUGGUGCAGCGACUGUUGGUUUCGCUGCUUCGUUAUUGGCCAGACACCCCGGACGUGUCGAUCCCAUCGGUCCUCCUCUGCGGGCCACCUCGGGUGGGGAAGAGCUAUCUGAUUCGCACCCUUCACGAUUCCAUCGACGACGGGAGGUUUAGAGAGGGGAAGAAGGUUGACAAGACGAUUGGGCGGUCGUUUAUCACCGUUAUCUCAUCCCUCGCCCCUGCGCUCGCCGUCCGCACCCGCGACGGCCACACCGGGCUGCGUCGCCUUCUCAAGCGGAAAAUGCUCGACGCCAUCCGGGAAUCCACCGGCGGCGACGCCGCGUCGGAAAAGACGGUUUUAUUAGUCCUCGAUCACGUCGAGUUCUUGAUGGCGUCCACGGAAGGUCAGGAAUCGAGUGGGAUCGGCAACAAUGACGAGGUGAGCUGUGGGCAGCCCGCCACCCGCCAUCCCGCGCUUUUCGCGGAUCUCUACCGUCUUCUUCGCACCCCCCUCGGCUUCUUCACCCGGGAGGAGUGUAGCGAUCUGGGGUUGCGGCGUUUGGUCGUGGUCGCCCUCUUUGGCGGUGGAUUCGCCGAGCGGGUGCAUCCUUUCCCCCGCGAUCGCGUCUUUGAUGUCAUCCGUAAUCUUGCCACCCCGACAGAAGCGGAGCGGCGGGUUUUUUUCACCUCGCGGCUGCUCUCCAACCCCCCUGGUGAUCGCGAUGGAGGGGGCGAGGCGAGGGCGUUUCGCCUUCCCCUGGCAGCCGCCCUCGCCUUCCGAACGGGCGGGAUGAGCUACACCGCGCUAGGGGAGGUCGCAACCCUCGCCGAGCGGGAGUUCGCCGAGGCCACAUUUCUCACGCGAAUGCCCCUUUUGGAUGCGGAUUCUUCUUCCCUUUCUUCUUCUUCUUCUUCUUCUUCUUCUUUGGGGGAACUCGUAAAGGAGGCGGUGGGGGCGAUCUCGCGGCAGGCGGUGCGGGGGUUUGCCUCCGGGGAUUCCGCCGCCGCGCGGGCCUUUCGGCGGGGUGUCGGCUACGUGGACGUUCAAACCACGCGUUGGCGGGAUAUCGCCGGGAUGGAGGCGGUGAAGGCGACGCUGCAGGCCCUCAUCACGCGGUCCUCGCGGGAGCGCGCGCGCUACCGGGAGGCCGGGGUGGCGCCCUCCACCGGGGUCCUCCUUUACGGCCCGCCCGGGACGGGGAAGACGAUGCUCGCCAAGGCGAUGGCGACGGAGUUGAACGCGGCCUUUCUUUACCUCGACCUCCCGGAGUUGAUGCAAUCCGCCGUGGGGGAGUCGGAGCGGCGGCUGAGCGAGUUCGUCGCCCUCGCGCGCGAGCAGAGCCCGGCGGUGCUCUUCGUAGAUGAACUCCAGGCCGCCUUCGGCGUGCGUUAUGCGGAAGGGGGGGGGGGUCGAGGGCACUCCGCGCACGACGCGCGGCUCGUCGCGCAUUUUUUAUACCUCCUGGAUGAGAUCCACACGGAUGAGGAUCACGUGGUGGUGUUUGUGGGCGCCACGAAUGUCGUGGAGGGCCUGGAUCCGUUGGUGUUGCGGCCGGGGAGGCUGGAUACUCAUAUCCCGGUGCCCCUCCCUGACGCCCACGCGAGGGAGAGUUUAGCCCGGCAUGUGGUGAAGGGGGAAUGGGGAUCGUGGUUGACGACCCCUCCCACGCUCGCCACCUCGGAUGCCGAGGGGGGGCCCGUGUUCGCGCUGGGAGAGGUUUUGAUCGCGGAGUUUGUGCGGCGAUCCAUUGGGUGGAGCGGUGCGGAGUUGCGGAACGCGAUGAACGUGUUCGCGCUCAAGGUGCUGCAAAACGCAGAGAAGAAUCGGGUUUCUUUUCGGAGCGAACCAGGGGAUCCUGGCAGCAAGGCGAGCGCCUUGUCGACGGCAUUGAUACGCCAUCCCCCCACCAUGUCGUGUAGUGGUGAGGUGGAGCUUAGCGAGCUCGCUUUGCGGGCGCUGGAGGACGCGUUCAAGCGCUGA
Molecule: messenger RNA, 2040 nt
Organism: Phytomonas sp. EM1
Lineage: Eukaryota; Euglenozoa; Kinetoplastea; Trypanosomatida; Trypanosomatidae
Source: the annotation of a GenBank genome assembly